Callorhinus ursinus (northern fur seal) is the source of this 6999-nucleotide messenger RNA. It is a transcript of the gene AFDN, whose product is annotated as afadin, adherens junction formation factor. Lineage: Eukaryota; Metazoa; Chordata; Mammalia; Carnivora; Otariidae. Gene Ontology annotation, cellular component: adherens junction. Gene Ontology annotation, biological process: regulation of protein localization; signal transduction. The record is from RefSeq and is a predicted model, not a curated record. Gene Ontology annotation, molecular function: cell adhesion molecule binding.
UGGAGUUUCAUGGAGUGAUGAGAUUUUAUUUUCAAGAUAAAGCUGCUGGGAAUUUUGCAACAAAAUGCAUUCGGGUCUCUAGUACUGCCACCACUCAAGAUGUGAUCGAGACACUGGCGGAGAAAUUCCGGCCUGACAUGCGGAUGCUGUCGUCCCCCAAGUACUCCCUCUAUGAAGUGCACGUCAGCGGAGAAGAAAGAAGAUUGGCUAUAGAUGAGAAGCCCCUGGUCGUUCAGUUGAAUUGGAACAAAGAUGACCGGGAGGGCAGAUUUGUUCUCAAGAAUGAGAACGAUGCCGUCCCCCCUAAGAAGGCUCAAAGCAAUGGACCUGAAAAGCAGGAGAAAGAAGGUGUUAUCCAGAACUUCAAGAGAACUCUCUCAAAAAAAGAAAAGAAGGAGAAAAAGAAGAGAGAAAAAGAGGCAGUGAGGCAGGCGUCUGAUAAGGACGAUAGGCCUUUCCAAGGGGAUGACAUUGAGAAUUCCCGACUGGCUGCUGAGGUUUACAAAGACAUGCCUGAAACCAGCUUUACCCGAACGAUUUCGAAUCCAGAGGUGGUCAUGAAGCGUCGCCGGCAGCAGAAACUAGAGAGGAGGAUGCAGGAGUUCCGGAGCUCUGACGGGCGGCCUGACUCAGGUGGAACAUUGAGAAUUUAUGCAGAUAGUUUAAAACCAAAUAUUCCCUACAAGACAAUCCUGCUGUCUACCACAGAUCCUGCAGACUUUGCUGUGGCUGAAGCUUUAGAGAAAUACGGUCUGGAAAAAGAAAAUCCUAAGGAUUACUGCAUUGCCCGGGUUAUGCUUCCUCCUGGAGCCCAGCAUUCUGAUGAAAAAGGUGCUAAAGAAAUUAUCCUUGAUGAUGAUGAGUGUCCUUUACAGAUCUUCAGGGAAUGGCCAAGUGACAAAGGGGUUUUAGUCUUUCAGUUGAAGAGGAGGCCACCAGACUAUAUCCCAAAGAAAACUAAGAAGCAUGUCGAUGGGAAGCUGGUGAAGGGCAAGGAGAGAGCGGAGGGGUCGGGCUAUGGCUCUGCGCUUCCGCCUGAGAAGCUGCCCUAUCUGGUAGAGCUAAGCCCAGGGAGAAGGGAUCGCUUUGCCUGCUACAACUAUCACCCUUACGAAGAUGGCUCAGAUUCCAGAGAUAAGCCCAAGCUUUACCGCCUUCAGUUGAGUGUCACUGAGGUUGGGACAGAAAAGUUCGAUGAGAACUCCAUCCAGCUGUUUGGAUCAGGAAUUCAGCCCCAUCACUGUGACCUCACAAACAUGGAUGGAGUUGUCACUGUCACGCCGAGAAGCAUGGAGGCCGAGACUUAUGUGGAAGGACAGCGCAUCUCAGAGACAACCAUGCUGCAGAGUGGGAUGAAAGUGCAGUUUGGGACGUCACACGUGUUCAAGUUUGUGGACCCGAGCCAGGACCACGCUCUGGCCAAGAGAUCUGGGGAUGCAGGCCUGACCGCCAAGGGUCCCAGACACAAGCCUGGAAUUGUUCAAGAGACAACUUUUGAUUUAGGAGGAGAUGUUCAUAGUGGAACAGCAUUAACAACAAGCAAGAGCACCACGAGGCUGGACAGCGACAGGGUGUUGUCUGCCUCCAGCACGGCGGAGCGCGGGAUGGUGAAGCCAAUGAUCAGAGGAGAACGGCAGCAGGAUUACCGCAGGCAAGAAAACAGAACUCAGGAUGCUCCUGGGCCUGAACUGAUAUUGCCUGCAAGCAUUGAAUUCAGGGAAAGUUCUGAAGAUUCAUUUUUAUCUGCCAUUAUAAAUUAUACUAAUAGCUCUACAGUCCAUUUUAAGUUGUCACCUACAUAUGUAUUAUAUAUGGCAUGUCGGUAUGUAUUGUCCAGCCAGUACAGACCGGAUGUCAGUCCUACAGAACGUACUCACAAAGUGAUUGCAAUAGUCAACAAGAUGGUGAGCAUGAUGGAGGGGGUGAUCCAGAAACAGAAGAAUAUUGCAGGGGCACUUGCCUUCUGGAUGGCCAAUGCAUCUGAGCUGCUCAACUUCAUUAAACAGGACCGAGAUCUUAGUCGAAUCACAUUGGACGCCCAAGACGUCUUAGCACACUUGGUUCAAAUGGCGUUUAAAUAUCUGGUUCAUUGUCUUCAAUCAGAACUGAAUAAUUAUAUGCCAGCCUUUCUGGAUGAUCCUGAAGAGAACAGCCUACAAAGACCAAAAAUAGAUGACGUUCUGCACACACUCACGGGAGCCAUGUCUUUGCUGCGACGCUGCCGAGUCAAUGCUGCCCUGACCAUCCAGCUCUUCUCCCAGCUCUUCCACUUCAUCAACAUGUGGCUCUUCAACAGAUUGGUGACCGACCCCGAGUCGGGACUGUGCUCUCACUACUGGGGGGCGAUUAUCCGCCAGCAGCUGGGACACGUGGAAGCGUGGGCAGAGAAGCAGGGCUUGGAGCUGGCAGCCGAUUGCCACCUCAGCCGGAUAGUGCAGGCAACCACUUUGCUUACAAUGGAUAAAUAUGCGCCUGAUGACAUUCCAAAUAUAAACAGUACCUGCUUUAAGUUAAAUUCACUGCAACUUCAAGCCUUGUUACAGAAUUACCACUGUGCACCCGAUGAGCCUUUUAUCCCCACGGACCUGAUCGAAAACGUGGUGGCCGUGGCUGAGAACACGGCUGAUGAGUUGGCGCGCAGUGACGGGAGGGAGGUGCAGCUUGAAGAGGACCCCGAUCUGCAGUUGCCUUUUCUUUUGCCAGAAGACGGCUACUCUUGCGAUGUUGUCAGGAACAUUCCAAAUGGUUUACAAGAGUUUUUAGACCCUUUGUGCCAGAGAGGAUUUUGCAGGUUAAUCCCUCACGCACGCUCACCAGGUACCUGGACGAUAUUUUUUGAGGGUGCAGAUUAUGAGAGCCACCUUCUGCGUGAAAACACGGAGCUGGCUCAGCCUCUGAGGAAAGAACCCGAAAUAAUCACUGUGACUCUUAAAAAGCAAAAUGGGAUGGGCCUCAGCAUCGUUGCAGCAAAGGGUGCUGGCCAAGAUAAACUUGGAAUCUAUGUCAAGUCUGUUGUAAAAGGAGGUGCUGCUGAUGGGGAUGGACGCCUGGCUGCAGGAGACCAGCUCCUCAGUGUGGACGGACGAAGUCUGGUAGGACUCUCUCAAGAAAGGGCAGCAGAACUCAUGACAAGAACAAGUUCUGUGGUAACACUAGAAGUCGCAAAGCAAGGAGCAAUUUAUCACGGCCUCGCCACCCUGCUCAAUCAGCCAUCCCCAAUGAUGCAAAGAAUUUCAGAUCGUCGUGGCUCAGGUAAACCCCGUCCAAAGAGUGAAGGUUUUGAGCUCUACAAUAAUUCAGCUCCAAAUGGGUCACCUGAGAGCCCUCAGCUGCCUUGGGCAGAAUACAGUGAACCUAAGAAAUUGCCAGGUGACGACAGACUGAUGAAGAACCGGGCUGAUCACCGCUCCAGCCCCAACGUGGCAAAUCAACCCCCUAGCCCCGGAGGGAAGAGCACGUAUGCCCCUGGAACGACAGCGAAGAUCACGUCUGUCUCCACCGGGAACCUCUGCACCGAGGAGCAGACCCCUCCACCGAGACCUGAGGCCUACCCCAUCCCCACUCAGACGUACACCAGAGAGUAUUUCACCUUCCCAGCUUCCAAAUCCCAGGACCGGAUGGCUCCUCCUCAGAACCAGUGGCCAAAUUACGAGGAGAAGCCACACAUGCACGCAGACAGUAAUCAUUCCAGUAUUGCAAUUCAGCGUGUUACCCGUUCCCAAGAGGAACUUCGGGAGGAUAAAGCUUACCAACUAGAGCGGCAUCGGAUUGAGGCAGUCUUGGAUCGCAAGUCUGAUAGUGAUAUGUGGAUCCAUCAGAGCUCCUCCGUGGGCUCCAGCACCUCCAGCCAAGAGCACCUGGACCACUCCUCCAAGUCAGGCACCCCCGCGUCCACUCUGACCAAAAGCGGCCCUGGGCGCUGGAAGACACCCGCCGCCGUGCAGCCCGUGCCAAUGGCUGUCUCCCAGCCUGUGCAGACAGACCUGCCCCCGCCACCCCCACCGCCCCCCACACACUACGCUGGAGACUUCGAUGGAAUCCCCAUGGACUUGCCUCUCCCUCCGCCUCCUGCCGGCCAGACCGGACCUGUGUCUGCUCAGGCGGCGGCUGCAGAGCGGAGGAAGCGGGAGGAGCACCAGCGGUGGUAUGAGAAGGAGAAGGCCCGUCUAGAAGAGGAGCGGGACAGGAAGCGCAGGGAGCAGGAGCGGAAGCUGGGCCAGAUGCGCUCCCAGUCCCUGAACCCAGCCCCGUUUUCUCCUGUGACCGUCCCACACGCGAAGCCAGAAAAGCCUUCUACGCUCCAGAGGCCCCAGGAGACGGUCAUUCGGGAGCUGCAGCCCCAGCAGCAGCCCCGCACGAUCGAGCGCAGGGACUUGCAGUACAUUACAGUCAGCCAGGAGGAGCUGUCGUCUGGGGACAGUCUGUCCCCGGACCCGUGGAAGCGGGAUGCCCGGGAGAAGCUGGAGAAGCAGCAGCAGAUGCACAUCGUGGAUAUGUUGAGCAGGGAGAUCCAGGAGCUCCAGAGCAAGCCCGAGCGCAGUGCGGAGGAGAGCGACCGUCUGCGGAAACUCAUGCUGGAGUGGCAGUUCCAGAAGAGGCUCCAGGAGUCCAAACAGAAGGACGAGGAGGAGGACGAGGAGGAGGACGACGUGGACGCCGUGCUGAUCGUGCAGCGCCUCGAGGCCGAGCGCAGAGCGAGGGAUGAGGAGCGGAGGCGUCAGCAGCAGCUGGAGGAGAUGCGCAGGCGGGAAGCAGAAGAUCGCGCCAGGCAGGAAGAGGAGCGGCGCCGCCAGGACGAGGAGAGAGCAAAGCGAGAUGCUGAAGAAAAGAGGCGACAGGAAGAAGGGUAUUACAGCCGCCUGGAAGCCGAGAGGCGCAGACAGCACGCGGAGGCCGAGCGCAGAUUGCUGGAGCCGGAGGAGCCGGGUCUGUGCAGACCCCCGCUUCCACGGGGCUACGAGCUCCCGUCCCCGUCCCCUCCGGCCGCCGCUCCUCCUCCCCCGCCUCAGCGGACCGCCUCCUCCCUCCAGGCCCAGACCCUGUCCCCAGACUCUGUGUACACCGCCAGGCUCGUCUCGUACCACGAGGAGGAGGAGGAGGACCGCAGUCUGGCAGGACCAAACUCUUACAUGGGAUCGGCUGGGACAGCUGUUGGUGCCCAUGAUGCUUAUCGGGAUCCGAGAGAGAGACUGUCUAAAAGCCAUGAUGCAGAUGUACCUGGGAGUUCAGGAGCUCCUGAAAACUUGACAUUCAAAGAGCGUCAGCGUCUGUUUUCACAAGGUCAAGAUGUGUCCAACAAAGUAAAAGCCUCUCGUAAAUUAACAGAACUGGAAAAUGAGCUGAACACAAAAUGAGAUGAGGCCGAGGUGCCCGUGCGCCCCAGGAGCCUGUCGGCGAGGCUCUGGAGGACGGGCUUGGGGCAGGGGCCGCGCACCGUGUGUCCAGAUCCCAGAAGCACUGUUGCUGAGACAGCUGGGAUCCAGAGAUGGCCCCGUGCCAGGACGCUCUUGUCAUUCACCAGGAGAUGAUCAUUUAUACAAUGUAAACACUGUCUAAUUUCUUAAUCUGACUCACACGAAGAUAAGUUUUUUGUUUCUUUUUUUAGCGUCUGAGUGGCAGAGGGGAGAAUGCAGGGCAGGAGAGCACAGUGGGGACGUGUCUUUGCCCUCGCCCGGCGCGGCGCAGAGGCUGUGUGUGUUCUGGGUCGCUGACGGCACUGUGGCGACCAGGCAGGGAACCACCUGACCUGCCCAGACCUUGUUUGUGCCAUUGGGUAGCAGCUGCAGACCGCGUCCCCCGAGGGCAAGGUGUCCCCUUCCAGGAGAGAGAACACCUGAGCAUACCCCGCGCGGGGGCUCAGUGCAGAGCCCGCCCCCGGCCCUGCUCAUUCGUCUCCCCCCCCCCGGGGGGGUUUCCAAGGCAGCUCAGACCCACGCGGCCCAGAAGGGAGGUGGUGCCUGUCAGGACCCUGCCCCCUCUCUUUCCAUCCAGGGACAGCCCUCCUGCUAUAUUCUAAAUAGGUGAUUUAAAAAAAAAUUCUCCCAAGAAGAAAAUUUUGAGGAUUUAAGCUUAGGAUAUUUUAUUUUUAUAAAUGCCAGAUUAUUGUUAGACUAAUAAAUCAUUGGUGAUUUUGAAGAUGGCAGUUCAGUUUAGGGAGUUCACUAAGUAUCUCGACUAUUCAAGAGAAUCUAUAAGAGAGGAUCUGUUUAGCUGGGCCAUGCUGAUGUGGAGAGACAUGGAAGUAUGAGAGGGAUGGGAGGUUAGCAGUGAUGCUUGACACGGCUGGGGCUCAGGGAUUCUACCUUCGAGGAAGGACCGGUUCUAUCCACGUGUUGUCUGGGAAGGAAGGCUCGGUGACUUACGAUGUCACACAGCCUCGGACGGUAGUUCAAGCGAUUUUCUUACAUUGAAUAGAGUUACUUAAUUUUCAUUUUUGAGUCAUUGGGCAUCGCUGUUGUUUCUUCAGCUGUGACCGUGUGGCUGAUGCUGGGGAGACGGAUCUCAUGUCGAUUUCUACUGUGUGCCGUGGAAGUGCUAACUUACGUUGUGAUUAUGAGCAAACUUUCUACUUGACAAAACCCUGCUGUGGGGUCUCGAUGAUUCUUCUGUACCAGAUUGUUCUCUUACAAAUAUAUGUGUUAGAAAAAUACACACACUUUCAAAUAGAAAAGGGAGAGGCUUUUUAGCCUGAGAAAUCACUUUAAUGAGAGCUGUAUGAUAAAUCAUUGAAAUGCGCGUGUAAAUAUUUUUACGUCUAUCAGGGUUCUUAUUUGGAAGUGUGCUCUCACCAUUCCCCUUGUUUAAGAGAGUCACAUGGUUCUAAGUGUUUAUGAAGGAUGUGGGUGUUUGCUCUGGAGGUUCCAGGAAAAGCAGGCCCCUCCCAGAUAGCUCGAGAACACUGGCCGCCUUACAGGGACUAAAUGCACACUUUCUUCCAUGAAAAGAUGCAGAUGAAUUACUUUUCUGUUAAUAUAUAGAAAAAUAGCAACUACACGUAAG